Messenger RNA from Mus caroli (Ryukyu mouse), 755 nucleotides. RefSeq names its product olfactory receptor 2T29-like. Gene Ontology annotation, biological process: G protein-coupled receptor signaling pathway. The record is from RefSeq and is a predicted model, not a curated record. Gene Ontology annotation, molecular function: olfactory receptor activity; G protein-coupled receptor activity. NCBI's taxonomy places the organism in Eukaryota, Metazoa, Chordata, Mammalia, Rodentia, Muridae. Gene Ontology annotation, cellular component: membrane.
ACAGGCUGAGGCAUAAAUCACUGAUCACUUAUUUCUAUGACACUAAAACCAAAACAUUCUUGGUUGCAUAGGAGACACCCAUGGACCUCACCACCUGGAUGAACAACUACACUGGACAGUCAGAUUUCACCCUGGUGGGACUCUUCAGUCAAUCUGAACACCCUGCCCUGCUUGCUGUGGUCAUAUUUGUGGUUCUCCUGAUGGCCUUGACUGGGAACGCCCUCCUGAUCCUGCUGAUACUCUCUGACACCCACCUCCACACACCCAUGUACUUUUUUAUCAGUCAGCUGUCCCUCAUGGACAUGAUGUACAUUUCUGUCACUGUGCCCAAGAUGCUCAUGGACCAGGCUCUGGGGAGCCACAAGAUCUCAGCUGCUGCCUGUGGGAUGCAGAUGUUUCUCUAUGUGACACUAGCAGGGUCAGAAUAUUUCCUUCUGGCUGCCAUGUCCUAUGACCGCUAUGUGGCCAUCUGCCAUCCACUUCGGUAUCCUGUCCUCAUGAACUACAGGGUUUGUCUCCUGAUGAUAUCUGUCUGUUGGGUCCUGGGAUCCUUGGAUGGCUUCAUGUUCACCCCUGUCACCAUGACCUUCCCAUUCUGUGGAUCUCGGGAGAUCCAUCACUUCUUCUGUGAGGUCCCUGCUGUGACAAAGCUCUCCUGCUCAGACACCUGGCUCUAUGAGACCCUCAUGUAUGUGUGCUGUGUGCUUAUGCUUCUCAUUCCUGUGACAGUCAUUUCAGGCUCCUAUUCAUCCAUC